Messenger RNA from Aspergillus wentii DTO 134E9, 2181 nucleotides. RefSeq names its product putative MFS transporter. The record is from RefSeq and is a predicted model, not a curated record. Bases 1 to 2181 code for a protein of 726 amino acids. Lineage: Eukaryota; Fungi; Ascomycota; Eurotiomycetes; Eurotiales; Aspergillaceae. Gene Ontology annotation, biological process: transmembrane transport. Gene Ontology annotation, molecular function: transmembrane transporter activity. The transcript has 3 exons.
AUGUCCCGGUGGAAGCAGUUUUUCGGGGUAUCAGAGGGCUCUGGUUCAUCUGAUGAAAAUCCAGGCUAUCGCUCAAAGAGAACUUUGGGCAUUUUGAGUGAUAAACAUACAGAUGAAGUGCCUGGAACGGUACUUCUACUCGCAUCGGAUCGCAAUGAGCCGCUGGGAAUGAGACACCAGCCACCAAGAGUGUCUGCUUCAUCACUACCAACAUCAUAUCCUCCUUCUCGCUCUUCUUCUCGUACUCCAGUUCCAUCGAAGAAACGAACUGCCGACGGUCAAAUCGUGCUUGACCCUCAGCCCGAUGAUUCCAUCAAUGACCCCCUAAACUGGCCGGUCUGGCGCCGAGAUGCAGCCUUGAUCUCCUUGGGCUUCUAUUGUCUGAUGGGAGGUGGAAUGACUACAAUUCUAGCUGCGGGUUUUAAUCAGGUUGCCGCAACUUAUGAGGUGACGACCCAGAAGGUCGCUUUUACCACUGGGUUGUACAUGAUGGGCCUAGGUGUUGGCUCUGUGAUCAUGUCCCCCACUGCUAUCUUGUUCGGCAAACGACCGGUAUAUCUUUUGGGGGCGGUACUGUUUAUUAUCUCUGCGGUUUGGUGUGCUGCUUCUCCAAACUACCCGAGUUUGGUGGUGGCCCGUGUUUUCCAAGGUAUCGCAGUCAGUCCGGUUGAAUGCCUUCCUUCUGCCACCAUCGCAGAAAUCUAUUUCCUGCACGAACGAGCGUAUCGAGUCGGCAUUUACACUCUCCUUUUGUUGGGAGGCAAGAAUCUCAUCCCGUUGGUGAGUGCCGCCAUCAUUGGGGCCAAGGGAUGGCGCUGGGUCUUCUGGGUAGUUGCCAUUAUUGUGGGGGGCUGCCUGGGUUUGCUCUUUUUCUUUGUCCCCGAAACAUUCUGGGAUCGUACCCCUCGCCCCCGCCAACACUCGCAUAAGCGCCCGACGAAUCUGUAUCGGAGUGUGUCGGACAUGGUUUCUCACGGGUUCCGAGGUCGUCACCCUUACGUCCAGCAUCGGGAUGACAAGGACGAAAAUGACGACAAGCAACAAAUCCCGGAUAUAGAGGAGUCUGAUAAUGCUGUGUCCAAGAGGAACAAAAACACCCAUGUAGGGUUUGUUGAUGGCCAGGACGACAAUGACCACGAGAACAGUGACGAAAAGAGAGAAGGCGAAGAUGAGGUUGCACCAUUGCCGAGCUCAGCUCCAAGAAACCAUGUUGAGAUGGAAUUUCCGACGCCGGAUCUGGAGAAAUCAGACACAUUCCUUCAAGUGCCUGCUCCGGCUGCUACACACCAGCCUGCAGGCCAUGAUACCCCGACUGAUCUCGAAGCUGGCCGACAGGGGACACGGUCUCCGGCCCGCAGUGAAUCAGUAGAUCCAUCGGUGCCGGUGCCUGGAUCAAUGCAAUACACGAACCGACUGCGGGAGCGGGGUCCUAUUUCAUUUAUGCAAUAUCUAACUCCUUGGAAUGGACGGAUUGCACACGACAGCUGGCUGCGCGUGGCAAUCCGGCCGUUUAUUCUGUUUGCCUACCCGGCGGUGCUUUGGUCUGCGACGGUGUACGCACUAUCGGUUGGUUGGCUGAUUGUGCUCUCGGAGUCGGUGGCAUAUAUCUUUGAGUCACACUCACGCUACAACUUCACGGCCCUGCAGACGGGGUUAAUUUAUCUCUCGCCAUUCAUCGGGGGACUGCUGGGUACGGCGGUGGCAGGCAAGGUGUCUGACAUUAUCGUGCGGUUCAUGACUCGACGAAACGGGGGCGUGUAUGAGCCAGAGUUUCGACUAGUGAUGGCGAUCCCCAUCGCGCUGUCAACUACCGUGGGGUUGAUGGCGUUUGGAUGGAGUUCACAGGAGCGAGAUGCAUGGAUUGUGCCCACGGUUUUCUUCGGAAUGGUGUCGUUUGGAUGCUGUCUGGGCAGUACGACGGCCAUUACGUUUUGUGUGGACAGCUACCGACAGUAUGCGGGCGAGGCGUUGGUGACGUUGAAUUUUAGCAAGAAUAUUUUCCACGGACUGGUGUUUUCACUGUUUAUCGUGGACUGGUUGGACUCGGAUGGAUCUCGGACGGUGUAUCUGGCACUUGGAGGGAUCCAGCUGGCAUGUCUGCUUUUUACGAUUCCGAUGUAUAUCUAUGGGAAACGAGCACGCAUGUGGACUGUUCGAAAGCGACUGAUGGAGAAGUUUUGA